CUCUCCUUCCUUCCCGUAACCCUUCCCCCUUCGCCUUCCCCUUCCUUCCCCCAUAAGCAAAAGAUUAAAAUCUCUCCCAUCUUCGUAGAUUUAGCCAUGGGAUGCUUCGGCCGCACGGGUAAAUCCAGCAAACGAUCCGAGACGAAGAAGAAGAACAACAUUAACGAUUUCGCCAAACACAAUAAACUCGAAAUCGACGCAAACUGCGUUCGCAAGAGCGCAGAUCGCGAUUCGCAAACGGAACCUAGCUCAGAAGGUAGUCCGAGUGGAGAUGAUGUAAACAAGGAGGUAACUACCGAUGAGGAUCAGUUCUCUUUGGACGCAAAGGAUUCAAAUGUGGAAGAUGAUGUUUCAGGGAAGAAAGCAGAGACUUUCGCCUUUGAAGAACUCUCCGUCUCUACCGGAAACUUCAGGUCUGAUUGUUUUCUAGGUGAAGGAGGUUUCGGAAAAGUAUACAAGGGUCUCAUUGAGAGAAUCAAUCAGGUUGUUGCAAUCAAGCAACUUGAUCGUAAUGGUGCUCAAGGAAUUAGAGAGUUCGUGGUGGAAGUGAUGACACUAAGUCUCGCUGACCAUCCCAACCUUGUAAAGCUUAUAGGGUUUUGCGCACAAGGUGUUCAGAGGCUACUGGUCUACGAGUACAUGCCUCUAGGAUCUCUUGAAGAUCAUCUCCAUGAUCUUCCUUAUGGUAAAACCCCACUUUCUUGGAAAACCCGUAUGAAAAUAGCGGCUGGAGCUGCGAGAGGUUUGGAGUAUCUUCACGAUACAAUGAAGCCUCCUGUGAUCUACCGUGAUCUAAAAUGUUCAAAUAUCUUGCUCGGUGAAGACUAUCACCCGAAACUCUCUGACUUUGGGUUAGCUAAAGUCGGACCAAGCGGGGACGCAACACAUGUUUCCACAAGGGUUAUGGGAACGUACGGGUACUGUGCUCCUGAGUACGCAAUGACGGGUCAACUCACAUUCAAAUCAGAUAUCUUCAGUUUCGGAGUUGUCCUCUUGGAGCUUAUCACUGGAAUGAAAGCGAUUUACAAAACAAAAGCGCGUAAAGACCAGACUCUAGUUGGAUGGGCGCGUCCGUUGUUUAAAGAUAGGAAGAAUUUCAAGAAAAUGGUUGAUCCCUUGAUGGAAGGAGAUUAUCCGGUUAGAGGAUUGUAUCAAGCGCUCGCGAUAGCUGCAAUGUGUGUUCAAGAUCAGCCUGGUAUGAGACCGGUGAUAUCUGAUGUAGUAAUGGCUUUGGAUCACUUGGCUUCUUGCAAUUAUGAUCAUAAUCACAAGGAAAAGCAGUCUAAUUUUACAGAGACAAGAGUCGAUGUUGAAGACAAAAGAGUGAUCGAAUCUAAUGUUUGUAUGGAGGAAGGAAAACAAGAGAUCAAGAUAUGUUCAGCACAAGCAAGUUAAUCAACAACGGUUCUUUGUUUGAACAAAAAAAAAAACAGUUCUUUCCAAAAAUUUGUAGAAUGCUUCGUUUAUAUGAGCAACAAUUUUGUUUCGAGCGAUACUGUGGUUUCAUGUAAUAUCGAUUUUGGUUUCAUGAAAAUCAUAAUGGGACUGGGUAGAAGUUAACACCAAA
This is a messenger RNA of Raphanus sativus (radish), 1567 nucleotides long. Its product is annotated as probable serine/threonine-protein kinase PBL6. NCBI's taxonomy places the organism in Eukaryota, Viridiplantae, Streptophyta, Magnoliopsida, Brassicales, Brassicaceae. Gene Ontology annotation, molecular function: ATP binding; protein kinase activity. The transcript has 5 exons. Gene Ontology annotation, biological process: protein phosphorylation. The coding region runs from base 97 to 1395 and encodes 432 amino acids. The record is from RefSeq and is a predicted model, not a curated record.